AUGUCGGACUAUUACACAGCCAACCCCUCCCUAGGUUAUACACACUUCAAACGGUCACCAAGCAUCAAGAGUGAAGAAGCUCUCGAUCUCCGUGGCCCUUUGGAGGUCACCGGAAAUGUCGAAUCCGGACGUGGUAUCAACCUAGAAGGAGAAAUCAUCAUUAGCGGUAGUCUUGACGCGUAUGGUCCGCUCACCAUGAAUGGUAGCAUCAGUUGCGAGUAG
Molecule: messenger RNA, 222 nt
Organism: Metarhizium robertsii ARSEF 23
Lineage: Eukaryota; Fungi; Ascomycota; Sordariomycetes; Hypocreales; Clavicipitaceae
Exons: 1
Coding region: 1-222 (73 amino acids)
Source: RefSeq, a predicted model, not a curated record